Molecule: messenger RNA, 267 nt
Organism: Prorocentrum cordatum
Lineage: Eukaryota; Dinophyceae; Prorocentrales; Prorocentraceae
Source: the annotation of a GenBank genome assembly
GCUCGCCACGUCGCGGGCGACCGCCGAGCCAUGUCCGUGGUUUCGGCGACCGUGGCGUCCGAUCCGAUGGAGCUGGAGAAGCCGUACUUCCCUAAGAAGCGGGGCCCGAAGAGCAAAGCCGCCAAACGGGCAAAACAGGCUGCCGACCGCAUGUUCACGCGGCACAUGAAGGAGCUGAAGAAGUUGGCGAAGUGUGACACCGAGAAUGAGGUCACGCCCGAGGCGAAGGAGUUCAUGAAAAAGUACACCAGCACUCACAGCUCCACG